This is a messenger RNA of Coregonus sp. 'balchen', 11709 nucleotides long. Lineage: Eukaryota; Metazoa; Chordata; Actinopteri; Salmoniformes; Salmonidae. The record is from the annotation of a GenBank genome assembly.
UACUUCCUGCCCACGGUGAAGACCCUGCCAGGCCUCUUAGGCGAGGAGGCCACCAAUCUGCCCGCGCCGCCACAACGGAACCCCCUAAGCAACUUCUCCAUCAAACACCCUCUGAUAGAGAUUCAGUAAGGGCCUCAUCAUUUUAGAUGUUCUCAUCUUAUCCCAUUCAUUUGUGAUUGAGGCAUAUGACUGAUUCAGUACAACAUAUGGCAUGGGAUACGUUGAAGUAGUUGACGUUGGACUUGAUAUUCAUCAAUUUUGUUGAUUGUAGUCAUUACAACUGUUUGUGUCUUUGUGACUACAGGUGCUUAUCAUCUGCCAAUCUGCUAACAUGCCAAGAUUGACUUAGUAGCGAAAGUGACUUUGAGAUGAAAGUAAUUUUACUUAACCGCUAAUUGCUCGACCAUAAAGGGAUCGUUCUAGUAGUGGGGCUUCACUUUCAGUGCAGCUGGGAUACUUGUUUUGUUCAAAAGUGUGGGCCAGAUUGAGUGCAUGUUAAUGAUAUUGCUGUGCGUGUGUGUUGGUGUGCAUGCUUACGUUUGUGUGUGUUGCUCCUACAGGAACUCAGUGCACAGUCUGUUUUCCAAGCGGUCCUCCCUGGAGCGGAGUCGGAGUAUGUUCCAUUUGGAGGCGCCUCCUCCCUGGACCCCACUGAACCCCUCAAAGACCCCAUCCCAGGAAAGGCUUGGUACGUCCCACACACACCCCAGCUUCUGGAGAUGUUCUCCAAUACACUGGUGUUUUACACGGUGGCAUCCUUCUGCCCUCUGUUGGCAGCUCAUUGAAAUCAGAAGGAUCAGGUUUUCUCAUUGUCUGAUAACCAUGUACAGUAUAAUGCUGUCAUUGCUCUAGUAACAUUGUCAUUUUUUCUUGUCUAAACUAAAAGCAAUUUUCCUUGAUGACACUUUAGUGAUUUGUCACAGUCCAUAAUAACCACAGAGCCAUGGCCAACCUCCUCUAACCUCCAUGCCCUCUUACACUCUUAGAAAAAAGGGUUCCGAAAGGGUUCUUCGACUGUCACCAAAGAAGAACCCUUUUUGGUUCCAGGUAAAACCCUUUUUGGUUCCAGGUAAAACCCUUUUUGGUUCCAUGUAGAACGCUAUGUGGAAAGGGUUCUACACGGAACCCAAAAGGGUUCUACCUGGAACCAAAAAGGGUUCUUCUAAGAAUUCUCCCAUGGGGACAGCCGAAGAAACCUUUUAGGUUCUAGAUGGCACCUUUUUUUUCAAGAGUGUAUAGGCCCUAGGACUCCCGUUGACCCCCCGACCCCUACACCCCUGCUGCUGUUGGUGGAGCCCGGGGACCAGCUCUCCCCUGCAGAGGGCAGGUCGUUUUCAUUGCCGUCCCCAUCCCUGAGGAGCAGGAAGAAGACGAAGGGAAGCUGUGCCACCAUGCCUGCUGUGCUCCGGGAAGCUCCUUCAGAAAGCAUAGACAGGACGACCUGCCUCCUGCAGGAGAAGCACAUACUGGAUGAGGACGUCAAGGCCCAGAAGGUUAGAGCUAAGACCAAAGCUCGUCAAUAUCACACUAGUGAGCAGUCUUCUGAUAUCAGUAGCAGCUCCAUUAAAUUAAAUUGAAUUUGUAUUCCCACCCUGCCCCUGCAUCCUAUCCUCUUAUUUCUCCCCUUCCCCAUCAAGGAGCUGGUGUGGCUCCUCCACAAGGCCCUGGAGGUGGCUCAGCUGGAGAAGCGGACAUGCACGGAGUUCCUGGCAGCUGAGGGCGAGCAGGAGCGCCUGGAGCUACUGAGGCACCACGAGCGUCACGCCGCUGACCUACGAGGUCGCUUGGAGGAGCUGAAGGCUGAGGGGGAAGACCUGAGAACGAGCCUAGCCCAGAGGGACGCCCACGUGGCCGAGCUGCAGGAGAACUUGACGCUGAUGAUGGAGAAAAACCACGCCAAACAGGAAGUGAGGCUCAGACAGGAAGGGUCAGAUAGGGAAGGAUUAGAAUAGGCAUGUUAUCAUCAUUAUCCUGAAAGGAUUGGAUAGGUGGUUUUAAGCAUUAUGGCGAAAUUCCAAGUAACCAAUCAGAACGCAAAGUAGGGGUAGAGCUAGGGGUUGAUUUGGAAUUGGAGGGUCUAUUCUAUUCUAAUUUGCUCCCAGUGUAGCUGUAUACUUCCUGAUCUAAUCUGGAGAUUUACGAUAUCAUUGUCUCUUAUCAUUGUCUCUUGGUAUCAUUCCAGGUGAUCCUGAAGUUGUUAGAGAAGGUGACAGCCUGCAUGGCCGACCCUACACGCACGGUGUCCACCACCAACGGCCUGGAUGCCCAGACCUUCCGCCAGUUGCAAGAGGACACCAAGAACCUCAAGGUUGGUUUGUAAUUUGCUCGGUCGACCAUCAGAGACGGAGUCAAGACUGAAGUCCGGCCUCAAGACCCAGACCAGAGCCAUAGAGUCUUCUGAAGUAGAUUAUAUUGGUAGUCCAAAUAUGAAGCAUUUUUCCUUUGCUUCUUUAUAUACCCUUUACCUUGUCCUUCCUUGCUCUCUAUCAAUCCUUUUCUCACACAGGAUGACAUUGAGGCCUACAACAUCCAGAACAAGUUCCUGAACUCUGAGAUCUACCAGUUGACCAAGCUAUGGCGCAACAGUUCCGAGCAGGAGAAAAGCCUUAUGGUGAAGGUGGGCCAGCCUAACCACUGUGUGCUAUUCAGUGGCAAAUACAAACUCAAUGUCCUCUGACACUUCCUCCUUCUCCAUCUUCGAUUCUGUGGUGGUAUCAGACAAAUAAAAGGGGAAGGAGUUUAGAGUGGAUUGCGGUGUUUGUGAAACACUCUAGGCCACUAUAGUUGAUUGAAUUGGGACCUCAGUCUUGGUCUUUUAGUGGGUGCUUAUUUUGUGUUGCAGUGUGCAUACCUGGAGGCCCGUAACUGUCAGAUAGAGAGUCGUUACCUGGCCGUACUGAGGAAGCUGCAGGAGAACAAGGCUCUAGAAUCGGGACAGCGGGAGGCUGUGAGGAAAAUCAUAGGGGACGCACUACAGGGGGACCUGAACGACGUGCUCAAACUCAACCCUGUCAGGUAAUAAUCUAAAAUGGCUUCCUUCUUUGUCUCCUUGUCUCUUCUGCUUCACUACACUGACAGAUGACAGGACUGGAUCGUUUUUCACCAUGCUGCUUUCAGCUGUCAUGUCCUGCCAUAUCAGUGAUAAUUAACAAUGAGACAUAAGAGAGAGACACAUGUAAUAAACAAUACAUUAAAUCUUCAAUACAGUCAGACAAUGAGCGAACAUUUUUAAAUCAUCAAAACCAUUGGUCUGUUUCUUCAGGGAGCACGACGAGUACGGCUUCAAGAUCAUUCCGGACUACGAGGUGGAGGACAUGAAACUGCUGGCCAAGAUCCAGGCCCUGGAAAUCCGCUCUCACAGCCUGCUGAGGCAGGAGGCCGGGGACAGACUCCUGCUGGACCGCUGGGCUCAUUACCUGGGGGGCCGCCUGGCCGACAACCUCUGCCCCUCUUCGGAGCUCAAAAGCCUUCUGCGGGGCGGCGUGCCGUGCGAGUACCGCGCGCGGGUGUGGCGCUGGGUGGUGAGGGUGCGCACACGCGCACUAUGGGAGCGCCACCCGGAUCGCUACGAGCAGGUGGGUGGUAGUGGAUUAGGCGAGUUCACUUCCUUACAAUGUAGCUCUCAAUUUCCCAAUCUACUGUGCGUCUCAAUCUACAGUGCAUUCAGAAAGUAUUCAGACCCCUUUUUACCACAUUUUGUUACGUUACAGCCUUAUUCUAAACUGGAUUAAAUAAAAAAAUACAUAUCCAAUUGGUAGUUACAGUCUUGUUCCAUCGCUGCAACUCCCGUAUGGACUCGGAAGAGGUGAAGGUCGAGAGCCAUGCAUCCUCCGAAACACGACUCUGCCAAGCCGCUCUGCUUCUUGACACACUGCUCGCUUAACCCGGACGCCAGCCGCACCAAUGUGUCGGAGAAAACACCGUACAACUGCCGACUCAAGUCAGCGUGCAUGCGCCCGGCCCGCCACAAGGAGUCGCUAGAGCGCGAUGGGACAAGGACAUCCCGGCCAGCCAAACCCUCCCCAAACCCGGACGACGCUGGGCCAAUUGUGUGCCGCCUCAUGGGUCUCCCGGUCGCGGACGGCUGCGACACAGCCUGGGAUUGAACCCGGGUCUGUAGUGACGCCUCUAGCACUGCGAUGCAGUGCCUUAUACUGAUGCGCCACUUGGGAGGCUCAUCCUCAUCAAUCUACACACAAUACCGCAUAAUGACAAAGUGAAAAUAGGUUGUUAGAAAUUUUUGCAAAUGUAUAACAAAUAAAAAACAGAAAUACUUUAUUUACAUAAGUAUUCAGACCCUUUGCUAUGAGACUCGAAAUUGAGCUCAGGUGCAUGCUGUUUCCAUUGAUCAACCUUGAGAUGUUUCUACAACUUGAUUGGAGUCCUCCUGUGGUAAAUUAAAUUGAUUGGACAUGAUUUGGAAAGGCACACACCUGUCUAUAUAAGGUCCCGUAGUUGUGUAUGGCGCCGGAGAAGAUGGCUGCCGUUUUACAGCCCUCUAACCAAUUGUACUAUUAUGUGUGUUUUUUCGCGUUAUUUGUAAUUUUUUCUGUACAUAAUGUUUCUGCCACCGUCUCUUAUGACCAAAAAGAGCUUCUGGAUAUCAGGACAGCGAUUACUCACCUCGUAUUGGACGAAGAUUUUUUCUUCAACGAGUCGGACGCGAAGGAUAUUCUACAGACACCCAAACAAGGCCCAAAUCCCCGUCAUUCGCAUGAGAAAGAGACGGAGAUAUCGUGGACGUAGGUCGGGGUGCCUUGUAAGGAUCCGACGGCGAGCGAGUAAACUGCCUCUUCCAUCAAUCCUAUUAGCCAAUGUUCAAUCAUUUGAAAACAAAUUGGAUGACUUAAGACUAAGGUUAUCCUACCAACGGGACAUUAAAAAACUGUAAUAUCUUAUGUUUCACCGAGUCGUGGCUGAACGACGACAUGAAUAACAUACAGCUAGCGGGCUAUACGCUACAUCGGCAGGAUAGAACGGCUGACUCCGGUAAGACAAGGGGUGGCGGUCUGUGUAUAUUUGUAAACAACAGCUGGUGCACAAAAUCUAAUACUAAGGAAGUCUCGAGGUUUUGCUCGCCUGAGGUAGAGUAUAUUAUGAUAAGCUGUAGACCACACUAUUUACCAAGAUACUUUUCAUCUAUAUUUUUUGUAGCUGUCUACCACCACAAACCGAUUCUGGCACUAAGAUUGCCCUCAAUGCGCUGUAUAAGGCCAUAAGCAAACAGGAAAAUGCUCAUCCAGAGGCAGCGCUCCUUGUGGCCGGGGACUUUAAUGCAGGGAAACUUAAAUCCGUUCUACCUAAUUUCUAUCAGCAGGUUAAAUGUGCAACCAGAGGGAAAAAAACUCAAGACCACCUUUACUCCACACACAGAGAUGCAUACAAAGCUCUCCCUCACCCUCUAUUUGGCAAAUCUGACCAUAACUCUAUCCUCCUGAUUCCUGCUUAUAAGCAAAAUCUAAAGCAGGAAGCACCAGUGACUCGGUUAAUAAAAAAGUGGUCAGAUGAUGCUAAGCUACAGGACUGUUUUGCUAGCACAGACUGGAAUAUGUUCUGGGAUUCUUCAGAUAGCAUUGAGGAGUACACCACAUCAGUCACUGGCUUCAUCAAUAAGUGCAUCGAUGACGUCGUCAUACAUACAUACCCCAACCAGAAGCCAUGGAUUAAAGGCAACAUCCGCACUGAUCUAAAGGGUAGAGCUGCCGCUUUCAAGGAGCGGGACUCUAACCCCGGAAGCUUAUAAGAAAUCCCGCUAUGCCCUCCGACGAACCAUCAAACAGGCAAAGUGUCAAUACAGGACUAAGAUUGAAUCGUACUACACCGGCUCUGACGGUCGUCGGAUGUGGCAGGGCUUGAAAACUAUUACAGACUACAAAGGGAAGCACAGCCGCUAACUGCCCAGUGACACAAGCCUACCAGACGAGCUAAAUCACUUCAAUGCUCGCUUUGAGGCAAGUAACACUGAAGCAUGCAUGAGAGCACCAGCUGUUCCGGAUGACAAUGUGAUCACGCUCUCCGUAGCCGAUGUGAGUAAGACUUUUAAGCAGGUCAACAUUCACAAGGCCGCAGGGCCAGACGGAUUACCAGGACGUGAACUCCGAGCAUGUGCUGACCAACUGGCAAGUGUCUUCACUGACAUUUUCAGCAUGUCCCUGACUGAGUCUGUAAUACCAACAUGUUUCAAGCAAACCACCAUAGUCCCUGUGCCAAAGGACACUAAGAUAACCUGCCUAAAUGACUACCGACCUGUAGCACUCAAGUCUGUAGCCAUGAAGUGCUUUGAAAGGCUGGUCAUGGCUCACAUCAACACCAUUAUUCCAGAAACCCUAGACCCACUCCAAUUUGCAUACCGCCCCAACAGAUCCACAGAUGAUGCAAUCACUAUUGCACUCCACACUGUCAUUUCCCAUCUGGACAAGAGGAACACCUACGUGAGAAUGCUAUUCAUUGACUACAGCUCAGCGUUCAACACCAUAGUGCCCUCAAAGCUCAUCACAAAGCUAAGGAUCCUGGGACUAAACACCUCCCUCUGCAACUGGAUCUUGGACUUCCUGACGGGCCGCCCCUAGGUGGUAAGGGUAGGUAACAACACGUCUGCCACGCUGAUCCUCAACACGGGGGCCCCUCAGGGGUGCGUGCUCAGUCCCCUCCUGUACUCCCUGUUCACCCAUGACUGCAUGGCCAGGCACGACUCCAACACCAUCAUUAAGUUUGCCGACGACACAACAGUGGUAGGCCUGAUCACCGACAACGAUGAGACAGCCUAUAGGGAGGAGGUCAGAGACCUGGCCGUGUGGUGCCAGGAUAACAACCUCUCCCUCAGCGUGAUCAAGACAAAGGAGAUGAUUGUGGACUACAGGAAAAAAAAAGAGGACUGAGCUUGCCCCCAUUCUCAUCGACGGGGCUGUAGUGGAACAGUUUGAGAGCUUCAAGUUCCUUGGUGUCCACAUCACCAACGAACUAUCAUGGUCCAAACACACCAAGACAGUCGUGAAGAGGGCACGACAAAACCUAUUUCCCCUCAGGAGACUGAAAAGAUUUGGCAUGGGUCCUCAGAUCCUCAAAAAGUUAUACAGCUGCACCAUCGAGAGCAUCCUGACUGGUUGCAUCACCGCUUGGUAUGGCAACUGCUCGGCCUCCGACCGCAAGGCACUACAGAGGGUAGUGCAUACAGCCCAGUACAUCACUGGGGCCAAGCUUCCUGCCAUCCAGGACCUCUAUACCAGGCGGUGUUAGAGGAAGGCCCUAAAAAUUGUCAAAGACUCAAGCCACCCUAGUCAUAGACUGUUCUCUCUGCUACCGCAUGGCAAGCGGUAUAGGAGCGCCAAGUCUAGGUCCAAAAGGCUUCUCAACAGCUUCUACCCCCAAGCCAUAAGACUCCUGAACAGCUAAUCAUGGCUACCGGGACUAUUUGCACUGCCCCCCACCCCACCCCAUCCCCCUCUUUUACGCUGCUGCUACUCUGUUUACUAUUUAUUCAUAGUCACUUUAACUCUACCCACAUGUACAUAUGACCUCAAUUACCUCGACUAGCCGGUGCCCCCGCACAUUGACUCUGUACCGGUACCCCCUGUAUAUAGCCUCCCUACUGUUAUUUUAAUUUACUGCUGCUCUUUAGCUAUUUGCUUUUUUACAUUUUUUUAUUAACACUUUUAUUUUACAUUUUUCUUUUAAAAAACUGCAUUGUUGGUUAAGGGCUUGUAAGUAAGCAUUUCACUGUAAUGUCUACACCUGCUGUAUUUGGCGCAUGUGGCAAAUACAUUUUGAUUUUAUUUGAUUUUGACAGUGCAUGUCAGAGCAAAAACCAAGCCAUGAGGUCGAAUGAAUUGUCUGUAGAGCUCUGAGACAGGAUUGUGUCGAGGCACAGAUCUGGGGAAGGGUACCAACACAUUUCUGCAGCAUUAAAGUCCCCAAGAACACAGUGGCCUCCAUUCUUAAAUGGAAGAAGUUUGGAACCACCAAGACUCUUCCUAGAGCUGGCCGCCCGGCCAAACUGAGCAAUCGGGGGAGAAGGGCCUUGGUCAGAGAGGUGACCAAGAACUCGAUGGUCACUCUGACAGAGCUCCAGAGUUCCUCUGUGGAGAUGGGAGAACCUUCCAGAAGGACAACCAUCCCUGCAGCACUCCACCAAUCAGACCUUCAUGGUAGAGUGGCGAGACGGAAGCCACUCCUCAGUAAAAGGCACAUGACAGCCCUCUUGGAGUUUACCAAAAUGCACCUAAAGGACUCUCAGACCAUCAGAAACAAGAUUCUCUGGUCUGAUGAAACCAAAAUGGAAGUCUGGCCUGAAUGCCAAGUGUCACGUCUGGAGGAAACCUGCCACCAUCCCUACGGUGAAACAUGGUGGUGGCAGCAUCAUGCUGUGGGGAUGUUUUUCAGCAGCAGGGACUGGGAGACUAGUCAGGAUCGAGGGUAAAGAUGAACGGAGCAAAGUACAGAGAGAUCCUUGAUGAAAACCUGCUCAGCAGCUCAGACUGGGGUGAAGGUUCACCUUCCAACAGGACAACAACCCUACGCACACAGCCAAGACAACGCAGGGAUGGCUUCAGGACAAGUCUCUGAAUGUCCUUGAGUGGCCCAGCCAGAGCCUGGACAUGAACCCGAUCCAACAUCUCUGGAGAGACCUGAAAAUAGCUGUGCAGUGACGCUCCCCAUCCAACCUGACAGAACUUGAGAGGAUCUGCAGAGAAUGGGAGAAACUCCCCAAAUACAGGUGUGCCAAGCUUGUAGCGUCAUACCCAAGAAGACUCGAGUCUGUAAUCGCUGCCAAAGACGCUUCAACAAAGUACUGAGUAAAGGGUCUGAAUACUUAUGUAAAUCUUAUAUUUACAUUUGAUAUUUUUAAUACAUUUGCAAACAUGUCUAAAAACCUGUUUUUGCUUGGUCGUUAUGGGGUAUUGUGUGUAGAUUGAUGAGGAUUUAUAUAUUUAAAAAAUCCAUUUCAGAAUAAGGCUGUAACGUAACAAAAUGUGGAAAAAUUCAACGGGUCUGAAUACUUUCCGAAUACACUGUAUAUCUAUGUCUGUCUGUCCGUCUUUCCAUCCACCUACAUGAAAUCCAUCCGUUAUUGUUGUAGCUGUGCCAGAAGAGCCUUACGUCGCCCCACCAGGCCUCCAGACAGAUCCAGUUGGACCUGUACCGCACUCUCACCACCAAUCAGCACUUCUCCUCACCCUCCAGCCCCGCCCUGCAGCAGCUCCAACGAAUCCUGCUGGCCUUCUCCUGGCAAAACCCCACCAUCGGCUACUGCCAGGGCCUCAACAGGUGCACAAGACUCCCUAAAUUCGUCAGCAGUGUGGUCAAUAAAAUAUAAAAUACAGCGAAAUACUGCCACCUAAUAGACAAAGCAGUACACUGAUAUAUAGUGGCGACUCCGAAACAAUACCUACACAAUGUUCUCAGCUUAUGAAAGCCUGAUGAAGACAAUUAUAUUUUUGUGAAAAUAGAUUUGUCUUGUCUAAAGCAUUUUCCUCUGACUAUAACAGGCUUUAGAUAUACCAUACAAGCUUUCACAGACUUCAAAACAAUCUAUAGAAUAUGGGGUGCUGUGUGGCUUAGUUGGUAGAGCAUGGUGCUUGCAACACCAUAAUUGUGGGUUCGAUUCCCACGGAAGACCAGUACUGUAAAACAUUUUUUAAAUGUAUGCUCUGGAUAAGAGCGUCUGCUAAAUGACUAAAAAUGUCCAAUUAAUGUCAAAGAACAACUAUGACAUUGGCCUCUCCCUUCAGGCUGGCAGCCAUAGCUCUCCUGGUGCUGGAGAGUGAGGAGGAUGCCUUCUGGUGUCUAGUAGCUGUGGUGGAGGCUGUCAUGCCCCAGGACUACUACACCAAAACACUCAUAUCCUCGCAGGUAAUGAUUCGGCUCGAAGGACCAACCUUUUGAAAAUAUAUGGUUUUAAACAACUAUAGAUGCAUAACAUAAAUAGUACUUGUUACUUUGUAAUAACAAUUGUGCAACAUCAUGGAAGUUGUGGAUUUAGUUUAACUGAUUUAGUCCGUUUUAGUUCUGCAUCUGUUCCAAAACAUGGAACUGAUACUGAAAUAGCGCAUACAUUUAAUGAACGACGUACUGAAUUCAAGAUUUCUCAUAUCAUGUCAAUAUCUGUUAACGCCAUCUGCUGAUGUGACCCAAUGUGACAUGGUGUAUGUGUGGAUGUUGCAGGCAGACCAGUGUGUUCUAAAGGACUUCAUGGCUGAGAAGAUACCCCGGUUGGCGGCUCACUUUGAGGAGCACAGCGUGGACGUGUCCCUCAUCACAUUCAACUGGUUCCUGGUGGUGUUCGUAGAGAGCCUGCCCAGCGAUAUCCUCCUGCGAGUGUGGGACGCCUUCCUCUACGAGGGCACUAAGGUACCAUGCCUGAGAGAGACUAGAGCCAGGGGUAUUCAAAUUUGGGCCUCAAUGACUGACCUGGUGUAAAAUUAUUAUUAUUAGUAGUAAAUAAACCACGUCUAAUGUAAACAUGCGUGCAUGUUUUUUGUGCAGGUGAUAUUUCGGUAUGCCCUGGCUCUGUUCAAGUACAAAGAGGAGGACAUCUUGAAGAUCCAUGACAGCGUGGAGAUCUACCAAUACCUGCGCUUCUUCACCAAGACCAUCGCUGACGGCAGGUGAGGGGCCACAAAAAUCAUCUAAGGUCAAAAUAUGGAGGCAGUGUUAUGAAAAAAUAGCACUAUAUUAGGUCAGUGUUUCUCUAGUGGGACAGGAACCACUAUAGCAGAGAUCUUAAACUCCUGGAGGACUGGUGUGCAUGUUUUUGUUACAGCCCAGCACUAACACACCCCUAAGUGGUUUUUGCACCAUUCCACCAAAUCACAUUUAGCUUGUCAUUUGUAACCUGUUCAACUGUUGUAUUAUCUAAAUGGUUUGGGGUUUUUGUCCUGUACCUACUGAGCCCAUUGUUUUUCUGGUGCCCUAUUUAGUCGGUGUGUUAAUGGCGGAGCAGACGGAGGAGCUAUUUUUGCCGUAGGCCAAGACAGACAUCACCAUAUAUAAUUCAGAUAGCAGCAGUGACGGCAGAGCUAUGGGCUCAACACAUAUGGGAGAUAACAAGAGGCUAUACAGCCAGAGGAGUGCAUUGAGGGCAGUAUUCACCACUGUCUGUCUAUUAUCUCCAAACAAAGAGCAGAUGAGAUACCAGGGCUAUGUUUACACAGGCAGCCCAAUUGAUCUUUUUUUCAUUAAGUGGUCUUUUGAUGUGAAAAGAUCGGAUGUGAUUAGUGGAAAAAAUAUCAGAAUUGGGCUGCAACACAGCCAGGAUGACUUACUCGGCAUCAUUUUAUCUGAAACUCCUGUCUGACCAAUGCAUACAUGUCCAACCACACACAGAGAUGGAGCUAUUGCUCCUGUAAGUCGCUCUGAGCGUCUGCUAAAUGACUAAAAUGUCAAUGAGCUAGAUCUAGGGUUAGGACAAUACAGCUUGUUACCAUGCAGCCUGCAGACUUAAAUUCUACUGUAUGGAAAUAAGCAGGUUGAGUAAUAUUGGGCUCGCCUUACCCUUCUCCCUCCAAUAGGAAGCUGACUAAUAUUGCCUUCAGUGACAUGAACCCGUUCCCCAUGAAGCUGUUGAGGAACCGGCGUGCACUGCAUCUGGAGCGCCUGCAGGGGGAGCUCAAAGAGCUGGAGGCCCAGCAGAGGGAGUUUGUCACCGAGAGCGCCGAGCGUAAGGACAAGGACCUGGACACUAUACUGGUCAGCGAGGACGAUGAGGAGCUG